AUGGCCGCCAUGACCAAAGCAGACGUCAAUCCUGUCAACGUGGACAUGACCUUUGACGUAGACACAGCCAACAACUUCCUCACCAUUUCUUCUGACCUGAGGACAGUCUACUGCAGGCGUUUUGAGCAGCAGGUGGUGACAGAGUGCAUGGAGAGAUUUGACCAAGCCUUGUGUGUCCUGGGCUCGAGUCGGUUCACCUCCGGCCGCCAUUACUGGGAGGUGGACGUGGAAGGAAGCCAAGAAUGGGAUCUGGGUGUGUGCAGAGAAUCCGUUAUUCGGCAAGGGAAGAUUCAGCUGUCUACAGAACAUGGCUACUGGACAGUGAGCUCAAGAAAGAGAGGCGACUUCGUUGCCAGCACCACACCGGCCUUGCCACUCUGUGUGGGCCUCAACUUACGCCGAGUGGGCAUUUUCCUCGAUCUGGGCAUGGCAAGCCUGUCCUUCUUCAACAUGAGUGAUGGGGCCCAUAUCUACACGUUCACCAAGAUUUCUGCUUCAGAGACUCUGCGCCCAUUUUUUGCCCCUUCAAUUCCAACUGAUGGUGGUCAGACGUCCCUGAGUAUCUGUCCUGUGAUGAAUUUUUCUUUCUUUAAAUUCACCUAG
Orycteropus afer afer is the source of this 603-nucleotide messenger RNA. Its product is annotated as ret finger protein-like 3. Lineage: Eukaryota; Metazoa; Chordata; Mammalia; Tubulidentata; Orycteropodidae. Gene Ontology annotation, molecular function: protein binding. The record is from RefSeq and is a predicted model, not a curated record.